This is a messenger RNA of Peromyscus maniculatus bairdii (prairie deer mouse), 1409 nucleotides long. RefSeq names its product annexin A13 (gene Anxa13). The record is from RefSeq and is a predicted model, not a curated record. Gene Ontology annotation, molecular function: calcium ion binding; phosphatidylserine binding; calcium-dependent phospholipid binding. Gene Ontology annotation, cellular component: cytoplasm; nucleus; plasma membrane. NCBI's taxonomy places the organism in Eukaryota, Metazoa, Chordata, Mammalia, Rodentia, Cricetidae.
UGAAACCCGGGACCGCCAUCUCAGAGAAGAGGACAUGGGGAGCCAUCACGCCAAAGAGAAAAGCCCUCAGGGUUUUGAUGCAGACCGAGAUGCCAAAAAGCUGUACAAAGCCUGCAAAGGAAUGGGGACGGAUGAGGCGGCCAUCAUCGAAGUCUUGUCAAUCAGGACAUCGGAGGAGAGGCAGCAGAUAAAGCAGAAGUACAAGGAGAAGUACGGCAAGGACUUAGAGAAAGUGCUCAAGAGUGAACUGAGUGGAAACUUCGAGAAGACAGCCUUGGCCCUUCUGGAUCGCCCCAAUGAGUACGCCGCCCGGCAGCUGCAGAAAGCCAUGAAGGGCGUGGGCACCGAUGAAGCUCUGCUCAUAGAGAUUCUGUGCACCAGGAGCAAUAAGGAAAUUGUCGCCAUCAAAGAAGCCUACCAAAAGCUAUUUGGCAAGAGCCUUGAAACUGAUGUCAAAGACGAUACAAGCGGAAAUCUAAGAAAGAUUCUGGUGUCUCUGCUCCAGGCCAGUCGAGAUGAAGAAGAUACCGUGGACAAAGAUCUGGCUGGUCAGGAUGCCAAAGAUUUGUAUGAUGCAGGGGAAGGCCGCUGGGGUACGGACGAGCUUGCCUUCAAUGAGGUCCUGGCCAAGAGGAGCUACAAGCAGUUGCGUGCUACCUUUCAAGCGUAUCAGAUCCUCAUUGGCAAAGCCAUGGAAGAAUCCAUCGAAGAAGAGACAUCGGGAGACUUGAAGAAGGCCUAUUUAACUAUAGUGAGAUGUGCCCAGGACCUUGAGGGCUAUUUUGCUGAACUACUGUACAAGGCCAUGAAGGGUGUGGGGACAGACGAGGAGACACUAAUUCGCAUCAUUGUGACCAGGGCUGAGGUAGACCUUCAGGGGAUAAAAGCCAAGUUCCAGGAGAAGUAUCAGAAGUCUCUCUCGGACAUGGUUCGCUCAGACACCUCUGGGGACUUCCAGAAGCUGCUGGUGGCUCUUCUGCACUGAGUCAAGCCAGAGCAUCAGGAAUUCGGGGAAAGGCCACGUCAUCAGGAUCCUUCAACAUAACACAUCAAAUGCACACACGGGGCUUUUACGAGAGACCCUUCACCUCCUGAUUCGUGUCCUCAGCAGGCACCGUAAGGUGCCCCAAGGCCAAACAGUUCAAGUCAAUGGCAGCAUCCUCCAAAUGCUUGAGCAGUUCACCUUGAAUGCUGGCUUAGCAAGAACCUAAACUGCCUCUCAAUCUUCCUUUAGCACUAUAAGUGAAUGCUUUCUAAGCACAUACGAAAUCAGCAGUUGGUGAUAAAAACCAUGAACAUUCAUAAUAAAAUGUUUAGAAAAUUAUAUGCCUCCCAGAUGUAUCGAGCCAAAGCAGAGAUUAAAUGGCUAAAGCGGAGUAAAGACAAGAUUAAACGGUUUGUUCAUCUCC